UAUGUGACCGACUAGAGCCUCUGCUACUAUGUCGGCUGACCGCAAUAGGUCGAAUAGAUACUCGAAUCAAGCGAUAAAUCGAUGUAGGUUGUGUAUUGGUGUCAAUAGUCGAACAAUGUGCGUUUCUGUUUACAAACAUUCCUAACUGUUGACAUUUAUUACAUUUAUUAUAGAUAUUUGUAAAUGAUGAUGUUACAGUUUCCAGUAAUGACAGCUAAUUUCCAUUUGAACUGGUAUACGGUUUAGAACAUAUAAAAUGGAGCUACUGAAUUACAGUAAUAUUAGUGGAGAGAGCUCCCACUGCCUCGUUUGUGGUUCGCAUUCGUUAUCACAUUACGUUGAUCUGACUUUAGACACUUCAUACACAGCCCAGAGUGAGACACCGGUAAAAGACAAACUGAGAGCAAUAAUUGGAGAUAAGUGGAUAAUACCACAACCCAACCCUUCCGUUUUAGUGUGUAUUCCGUGCGUUCAGUUAGUCAAUCAAUACGACAUUGUUGAAGCUCAGUUGUAUAGCAUAAAGGCACAGCUGUGUGAGAAGUAUGUUAGUUUCCAUGGCAGCAUUGAAUCGACAGAAAUACAGCGUGCAACAUGCAUGGAUGUGGACAAACAAAACGCCGAAGACGCCGGAUGCACAAGAGGCAAACGACAGGCAGCUCAGAAAACGCGCAGUUCUUCUGGGAGGAAGAAGAAAUUGGGAUCUGAGAAAAAGGAACUUCUGACGUUAGAACCUAUUCAUAAUGCCUGCGCUCAGGGAAAUGGAAAGAAAAAUAAAGUGGGUUCCAGUUUUCAUUGGCCUCAGAGUGCAGUUGAUGCCUUCCUACAAAAUACUACUCACUUGUCAGAGAUUCCAGGAAAUAGCCAUGUAAUACAAAGAGAAACGGAUCACAUAAUACAGCCUUACAACAAUAACAUAGAAAAUACUUCUUGGAAAACAACACAGACUGGAUCAAAUCUUUCCAAUGAAUCAAGCAAAACACAUCUUCAAGAUUCUCAUAAUGUAUUGCCUGAAGAUGAACUAAGUGCAGAACAACCUGAAGCAGUAUAUGAUGAACUUCAUGGAAUGUUGAUUCCAGGUGAAAGAUUACGGAUAGGAAUUGCAUUGUGUGUUGAGGGGAGCACAUCAUACAAUUGUUGUUAUUGUGGUCAUUUAUUUAUGAAUGAUGUGAACUUAAGAGGUCAUGUUCUUUCUUCUCAUCAACCUGAAGUUUUGACAGCUCAGAUCCCAGUCGAGCUUGGAUUGGGAACAAAAGUUAACUGUGGAGUUCAGUUGUCAAAUGUUACAGCUGUUUCUGAAUUUGCAAAGCCAUUUGUUUGUAUUUUUUGUGAUGGAGCAUUCAAGUUUAAGAGUAACAUAUUUCUUCAUUUCAAGGAGAAACAUACGCCAUAUAAGCCAUUUUCGUGUGUGGAUUGCCAAGAAAAUUUCAGACGCACUAUCGAACUUUCAAGGCAUCGGGUGUAUUAUUGCCCCUUUAGGAAGAAGGCCCAAAAUGUACAUGAAAAGAAAUUGAAAUAAUUUAUUAAAUCUAUUGUAAUGAAUAUUUUAUGAUUGAAAUAAAAACUGCAGUUCAUUUUAUUA
This is a messenger RNA of Schistocerca cancellata (South American locust), 1579 nucleotides long. RefSeq names its product zinc finger protein 845-like. Gene Ontology annotation, molecular function: RNA polymerase II transcription regulatory region sequence-specific DNA binding; DNA-binding transcription factor activity, RNA polymerase II-specific. Gene Ontology annotation, cellular component: nucleus. Gene Ontology annotation, biological process: regulation of transcription by RNA polymerase II. The record is from RefSeq and is a predicted model, not a curated record. Bases 257 to 1516 code for a protein of 419 amino acids. NCBI's taxonomy places the organism in Eukaryota, Metazoa, Arthropoda, Insecta, Orthoptera, Acrididae. The transcript has 2 exons.